Molecule: messenger RNA, 4527 nt
Organism: Halichondria panicea
Lineage: Eukaryota; Metazoa; Porifera; Demospongiae; Suberitida; Halichondriidae
Exons: 33
Coding region: 867-1307 (146 amino acids)
Molecular function (GO): RNA binding
Source: RefSeq, a predicted model, not a curated record
CUACCUCAUGGCUUACAGGCCUCACCAUGAAGCCGGCGUAUCUCUCUGGCGCUGCGGUGCCUCCAAAGCUCACCCACUAGUUCAUGAUUCAACCCAAAGGACAGACUCGCUGCACAGAGGGAUCUAUGAUGACUGUACACUCAUUGUGCUGUGCCAGACAACUUUGACAGCACUCAAGUACAGGCUCAAGUUCUCUGAUGCCAUUCAUGGAGGACCAAGCAAGAAUCAACGGCAUGCAGCACUGAGGGAGGACACUUCUCACUUGUGCAGUGGCUGAGCUGCACUUGAGGUGUGUGAACUGCUGAGGGAAGAGAGGCGACGGGUGAUGGAGGCAGAGGAAGCUCUGGGGGGACAGUGUUGGGUGAGUGCAGAGGAAGCUCUGGGGGGACACCUGUGUUGGGUGAGUGCAGAGGAAGCUCUAGGGGGGACACCUGUGUUGGGGGAGUGCAGAGGAAGCUCUGGGGGGGACACCUGUGUUGGGGGAGUGCUGGGGGGACACCUGUGUUGGCUGACCCCUCCCCACAACCCCCUGGCAGACUCGUCUGGUGGACCUCGGAUACCAACUCUCAGCAUCUGCCACAUCGAUUUCCCCCCAAAUCUCACCUCCUCAACAUUGUCUAGCUCUGCCGCAACACACCAGGCCCAUGGCAUCUAAAUGCAGCUGCAAGUACACGACUGGAUUGUGCAACAGCUGUGUGUGUGUGCCCAAGAAGGUAGAACCGGCAGCAACUGCAUCCCUGGCACGAGCUACAGGUGCACCAAUAAGGCUGACCUCCACGAAAUUUUAACGUAGGCGUGGCUCUACUAUAUAUUAUCUUCAACUGCUCUUCAACUGCUCAUCCACCGGCCACCUACCUCACAUCAACAUGUCAUGCUGCAGAUGUACAACGGGAGUAUGUAGCGGGUGUGUGUGUGCCCAGGGGAGCACACCGUGUACAACUUGCAACAGCCAAAGAUGCUCCAACCAGGCCACUCCACUCCCAAACCCACCAGCCCCACCUCUAACGCUGGGCCCAAUGGCCCUGAGGCUCAAGAGAUGCGUUCCCGCUAGUCAGCUAGUUCCCCCUCCACCUAAGAGGAAAUGUUCAACAGCAUCUAAAGAAAUUUACAUGGGAGGCCUCCCUCCCAAGACAACAAAGGGGGAAAUACGAAGUGCCCUCCAUUGCUUUGGAGGAACCAGCUCGGUGGACAUCCCUGGGCGAAGGGAAGGGAGGGGGUUUGCCUUCGCUAGAUUUUUUUCAGAAGAAUCGGCAAGAAUGGCAGUAGAAAAGAAAAAAAAUAUUGAUCAAAGGAAAAAGUGUGUGUGAUCUGCUGAGGAAAGAGAGGCGACGGGUGAUUGGAGGCAGAGGAAGCUCUGGGGGGGACACUUGUGUUGGCUGACCCCUCCCCACAACCCCCUGGCAGACUCGUCUGGUGGACCUCGGAUACCAAUGGCCUCGAUAUACUACACCCCUGAGGGGACUCGGCCUGACACAAGUAAAGAUCACUGUCUUGUUCUCCAGACGCUUCUUUGGACCUCCUGGAGGUGGAAACUCCAGUCCUAGUGUCCACACCAUUGCUAGAGGAGUCCCUCUCUCUCCACACCAGGACCUCGGGUGUCAGCUCUCAGCAUCUGCCACAUCGAUUUCCCCCCAAAUCUCACCUCCUCAACGUCGUCUAGCUCUGCCGCAACACACCAGGCCCAUGGCUUCUAUCUAUAUGCUGCAAAUACACGUCUGGAACGUGCAACAGCUGACCGGCAGCAACUGCAUCCCUGGCACGAGCUACAGGUGCACAAACAAGCUUUGUCCCCACGCCCACUUGGAGUGCACAAUCAACUCAUAUCUGCAAUCUCAGUGUCUGCCAGCAGCCACUACAUGUUCAUCUCUCUGCAGUACUCCAGUUCCCGGCAUCAUCUCUCUCUAUCUGUACCAUAAUGGCAUCUAAACGCUGCUGAUGCAUGACGGCCUCAUACCACCCACAGCUGUGUGUGUGCCCAGGGAGGCACACCUUGCAGCAACUGGAGGCAGGUGCACAAAUAAGCUGUGGCCCCACGCCCACUUCCUCUCCUCAUAAUUGUUAUAAAAGAGCGGACUUUUGCAGUGCUGAACAAUCAGCAACAAGGCUUCUUCAGUCAUUGAUCAUCCCUCUGUAAGGCUUCUUCAGUGCAUCGAUCAUCCCUCUAUACCUUGACCUACCUAGGCUCUAUUCCGUGACAAUGUCCAUAUCAUGCUGUUGCAGGUGCACAAAAGGCUCCUGCCAAAGUUGUGUGUGUGCCCAGAGGGGCACACCUUGUACCAAAUGCCACCCUGGAAGCAGCUGUACAAACCAGACGGCAUCCAUAGAAAUUUAUUUGGGAGGCCUCCCUGCACGUACCACCGAAGGGGAUAUCAGGGAGCCCUCCGUUGUUUUGGCGGCACCAGCAGUCUGGUCGUACCAGGAGGGAGAAAAGGAAGGAAGGAAGAGGGGUUCGCCUUUGCCAUGCUAAAGAAAACGUGGCCGAAAAGGCUAUAAAGAAAAAGAACAUGGAACCUCUCACAAGAAGGUGAUCACCCUGGUGGCAAGUAGGGCCCCCUCACCCACAGGACGUAACCCACCAGCAGGCUCUGCCCCACCCCCAAUCUCACCAGCUCCAUCCACUGCCUCGUAUACUGAACAGGCUCUCCACUCCCUAACCCACCAGCCCCACCUCCAGCCCUAGCUACCACGCUGGGCCCUGAGGCUUAAAAAAUGCAGCGUACCAGCUAGUGUGAUUGUCCGCUCCUCCUCUCCUCCUAAGGAAUGCUCAAGUAAAUCGAAGAAGGUUUACCUAGGUGGCCUGCCUGCAGGUUGCACUAAAGGGGACAAAAGCCAGGCCCUCCGCCAGUUUGGGGAAAUUAGUGUAAGUCAUUAUUAAGGGUAUAGUGGUUCGAUCGAUUAUAACUUGUGCUAUACUGCUCUGCCUUGUAUAAAGUGUGUCAUCAUCCCUGCUGGGUGGAGUGGACCAAGGGAUUAGUUCAGAUUUGCGUUCGCCACAUUCUUGGAACAAAGGAUCGGCGGACAAAGCCAUAAAUAAAGGAAAAAUCUUUAUCCUCUCUCCAGCUCUACCAAUCAUGCAAAACUGAGUCGUGCAGCCACUACCAACCAUCUCAUCUCCACUGCCUCAUCUUCUCUAGCUCUCCGACACGGCAUCAAUAAACUGCUGCAGGUGCUCAACUGGGAGCUGCAGCAUGUGUGUGUGUGCCCAGGGAGGCUAGACUGCACGAAUUGCCUCCCUGCCACAAUUGCAAGCACAAGAUGCUCCAACCAAGCCAAUCUACUCCAGCCACUGCCCUGCUCACAAUGUACCACCACAGGGGAGGCCCAAUGGCCCUAGGACUUGAGGGUAACAAGAUGCAGGGUCUGCCUCCCCGGGCACAGACACACUUCAGGCAGGUGCCACUACUGCAUCUGCAGCAGGCCAUGAUGUGAGGGAUGAGCUUCAGUUGCAGGGGAGAUCUAGACGCUGAGUGGAGGAGAGGAGUCGUAUGAGCUAUACAGACACGUCUUGUUGAGAGAGACAACGCUUUGCAGAUGGAGGAACCUACUCCAACCACUGCAACUACCACAACAGGAGGCCCAAUGGCCCUAGGACUUGAGGGUAACAAGAUGUGGAGUACCCGGUGCUAUACUGCGUCCACUCCUCCUCCUAAGAGGAAAUGCCCAGGAGGCCUCCUAACUGAGUAAGAGCAACUGCUCAUCCACUGAUGCACCUACCUCAGCUCACUCAUCUCACCUCACCUUUCCCAUGCUUGAUGGACUACCCCACCUCCUGAGCUAUAACCCAGCCAAAAACAUCCCUGCAGAUCCAUCUGCAUAGUCCAUCAGCAGAAACCAUGAGGGCCAUGUAUAAUGUGGUGUUCGUCAAAUGUUAAAGAGCCAAUGUGUGUUGCAAGUGUUUUGCAUGUGGUCAGGUCAAUAGGAUCGAAGGAAUUGACAGCCGAGACUCCAUGAAUGUUGUGCAUAUUAUAAUUAUAGGCUAUAAUGAUUAUGAGCUGAAUCAUUGCCUCAACUAGACUUAUGUCACUGGUUCCUCUACUCCCUCACAGACAGCGUCCAGGAAAAUACAUUUGGGUGGGCUAUCUCCAGGCGUUUCUGUAGGGGAUGUUAAGGAGGCCUUCCUUCGUUGUUUCAGGGAAAGUAUUGUGAUAUCCCAUCACGUUCGGGUUUGCAAUCCUAAAAACAGCAGCAGCAGCUGAGAAGGCCAAAACUAUUUGUGGCUGAGGUUCCUCCACCCCCUUACUUAGGAGGCCUCCCUACGCGUAUACAACAGCGGGGGAUAUCAGGGAGGCCCUCCACUGCUUUAGACCCACCAGCAUGUGAUUAUUAAGAGUGGUGGUUCGGUCAAAUAACUUAUGCCAUACUUCUCUGUUGUGCAGUUAGUCACAUGACUGUACUGAUACUGAACUGAACAAAAAUAAUAUUGUUGUUGCUUGUUUGUUCUUAUCUUUUAUCUUUAAUAUUGUUGAUUGUUUCUUUUUAUCUUUUAGUUAUUGCGUUAUUGUUGAUUAUUGUGUUAUUCAUUAUCCA